Cooperia oncophora is the source of this 828-nucleotide messenger RNA. The record is from the annotation of a GenBank genome assembly. NCBI's taxonomy places the organism in Eukaryota, Metazoa, Nematoda, Chromadorea, Rhabditida, Trichostrongylidae.
AUGGACGAUUGUCCUGCCGCGGCCGAGUUUAUCGCCUCCAUACCGCAGCAUAUUUCGUCAGUUAUUCAUAUUCUUAUUCUGGCACUAGUGUUCGUUAAUAUAGUGCACUCGCUCGCCUACGCCUUCUUACUAGUUACUCAUCUUUGGAAGGUGCUUGCAAGUGAGAACCCUUGUGAUGUAUAUGUUAGCGGUGUGUACUGCUACACCAUGCGUCUAAUCACGGCAUCCUCCUACACCGCUCAUACUACCGUACUCCUGGGCUUAUUACUGGAGCGCGUUAUUGCGACAAGAAUGGUCGCCACGUACGAUAAGUGCACAGCUAUGAUCGGAUGGGUUCUACUUUUUGCAACGCUGGCUCUUGCGACGAGUCUUAGCGUCCUGAAGCAGCACAAAUACAUCCUGAAUCAGCCGUCGUUCUAUUGCUCUUCAGUCAGUGCCAGCACCAUCGAUGACGUCCUCAUUGUCCACUGUGUUCUGUUCCUUAUGCUGAUAGCAGCACUGAUCGUGUUCGGACUGCUGUUCUUUUUAAAUGCAAAAAUCAGAAGGCAGAUCAGUCAUGACGUCACGAGUAAGUGUCAAGCGUCGGAGAAUCUCCGUGCACUGCGAGUGCUGCGACCGUUGCUCAUCCUGCAUUUCAGUGGCUAUCCAUUGUACUUUGCCAUCAGCGUCGUUUGUUUGAAGCUCAAGAAGAUCCUUGGCAAUCAGCUGUUCCGAGUCGUGUUCUCUGCUCUUUAUUUUCCAUCACAUUACUGCUUAUUGUCGACUCUCGUACUUUGGUACAUUAUACGAAAACACAAGAAAGAAGUCAGAGACGGCCCGCUUCUGUAG